Seriola aureovittata is the source of this 3735-nucleotide messenger RNA. It is a transcript of the gene shisa6b, whose product is annotated as protein shisa-6. Gene Ontology annotation, biological process: regulation of short-term neuronal synaptic plasticity; regulation of AMPA receptor activity. The coding region runs from base 510 to 2564 and encodes 684 amino acids. The record is from RefSeq and is a predicted model, not a curated record. The transcript has 10 exons. NCBI's taxonomy places the organism in Eukaryota, Metazoa, Chordata, Actinopteri, Carangiformes, Carangidae. Gene Ontology annotation, cellular component: dendritic spine membrane; postsynaptic membrane; AMPA glutamate receptor complex.
GAGCCGAGAAGGAGGAGAGAAGAAGUACAGAGAGGAGAGAGGGAGAGCGGAGAGGAGAGGAGAGAGAGAGAGGGGCUCGGAGCUCUGAUAUUCUGCUCACUUUCGGAAACCCAGACAGAGCAACUCCCCAGCGGGUAUCCUGACAGAGCCGAACUUUGACGAUAGCGCAGGACUGACGGAGGCUCCGGGAUUCAGCACCUCGGACAGCGACGCGCCCGCUCAGCCGGGGGGAGAGCGCACGGAGCCCGGGCGACCAUCCGCUCCCUUCCCCGUCAGGAUAUGCUGCUCUCCCGCCACCGCUCCCCGCUGGGUCGCAAUGGACUUUAGUUUGUCUGUUGCAUAAUAAGAGCAGAGAAAUGUCCUUGACAACCGUCUGCACACCGCUGAAUUCAGCAUGACGGCUGCGCAGGAGACCGAGCUCGAUGGCGAAACUUCCACCUGACUGAACCUGCGUCCAGAGUUGAAGCGUCUUUGCCAGAACACAAGCUCGUAGAGUUCUUCGCACUACCAUGGGGAUAAGGCACCUUCUGCUGCUGCUCAUAUACCUGGACCCGCUGAGCGUGCUGAGCGCCGCGACGGGCGGCAAAAAACCCAAGCAGGCGUCCAGGAAGGCUCCCAAAGCCACCGCGGUCCCCACGGUCGUCCCGCCGCAGAAGACCCCGCAGCCGGCGCCCGCCAGCACGCACGACACCUGCCUGGGCUACUACGACGUGAGCGGGCAGUAUGACAAGAUGUUCGAGUGCAACAACACGGACCACCGGUACUGCUGCGGGACGUGCUACCUGCGCUUCUGCUGCGAGUACAAGAAGGACCGGCUGGAUCAGAAAGCCUGCAAGAACUACCACACGCCGGUGUGGGUGCAGACGGCCGCCCCGUCCCCCAUCCCGACCGGGGAAACGUACGAUCCGAGCAUGGAUCAGACCAACACGGCGGUCUACAUCACCUGUGGGAUCAUAGCCUUCAUCAUAGUGCUGGGGGUGUCGGUCAAAGUUGCCUAUGACAAAGCCACGGAGCCGCCGCAGGAGAUGAACAUACACAGGGCCCUUGCAGACAUCCUGAGGCAGCAGGGGCCCAUCCCUAUAUCGCAAUAUGACUGUGAGAAUUUCGCAGCGAUGAACGGCUCACCCAAAGACAACACACCAGUCAGAACCUCAUCCAAGAACCACUACACCCCUGUUCACACCUCCAAAUCCAACCACGGUCUCCACUAUGGGAAGGAGAGCGUGCGGAGCAGCGGAGGAGCCGACCUUCACAACUUCAUCUCCUCUGGCUUUGUGACUCUGGGUCGAGGCCAUCAGAAAGGAGAAAAACAUUGGCCGGUCCGCUCCCAGAGUCACCAUGGUACCCAUCAGCACAACUAUAACCAUGUGGCUCUAGGUAGCCCCACACGCACACCUAAGAAUGCUCACCGAUCAUUGAGACGUGAAAACAAUCGGAUAAGCGGCAUCCUGACGUCGCAGACGGAGCCCUACGACCUGUCUUUCUCACGCUCCUUCCAGAGCCUGUCUCACCUGCCGCCCUCCUACGAGGCGGCCGUCAAGGCCGACCUCAGCCGCUUCUCGUCUCUGAAGAAACUCACAGAUAAAGACGUCGACGAAUACUACACUCGUAAGCGCCACCUGCCCGACCUCGCAGCGAGAGGCACUCUUCCCCUGCAUGUUCUCAAAAUGAGUCAGGACCAGCACCGGGACCAGCCGCAGCAGCACCAGAGCCAGGCGCCGUCGUCCUCCAUCUCCCAGGCCCCGCCCCAGUCGCAGUCGUCACAGCAGCAGUCUCAGCAAAGGCAGAGGCCACGCCGCGUCCAGAGGGCCAUGUCCCAGGACCGGGUCCUGUCCCCGCAGAGGGUCCCGCAGCAGGAGUACAGCAUGUCCUCUAACGGCAUGUCCCCGUACGGCGGCAGGAUCCUCUCCGAUGAACAGCUGCUGUCCGCCGAGCGCCUCCGGUCCCAGGAGCGCCUGCUUCCACAGGACCGCCACACCUCCCAGGACCGCUUGUACUCCAAGGACCGCAUGUACUCUAAGGACCGCCUCCUGUCGCAGGAUCACCUCUACUCAAAAGACCGCCACUACUCUCAAGACCGCCUCUAUUCACAAGAGCGCCUGUACUCACAAGAUCGCCUCCUGUCCCAGGAUCCUCUGCUCUCGCCGGACAAGCUGAUGAUGUCAUUGAAGCGCGGGAUGGUCAGCAGCAUCUCUGGUGGGUUUCGUGGCAGCGACAAGUCGAUAUCGCGCGCCAUCUCACACACAGACGUGUUCAUACCGACCACGCCUCUAAUGGAUCGUUACAAGAUGACCAAAAUGCACUCCCAUCCCAGUGCCUCUAACAAUGGCGGCGGAGGCGGGGCACAGGGAGGAGGAGGAGGAGGAGGAGGAGCAGGAGGAGGAGGAGGAGGCACCGGGCACUCCAACACUUUAGCCAUGAACCAGACAGCAUCUAAGAGGCAGGCGUUUGCCUCCAGACGGACUCACACUGUAGAACAGCUCCACUACAUCCCACAGCACCACCAGCAGCAACAACAGCCACAGCACUACCGCACAGGCAGCAAGACUGAGGUGACUGUGUAACGGCGGCCGGGGGGAGGGGGAGGGGAGGAGCACUGUAGUGUGCCGUGCACGUGGGUAUGCUGGCGUUGUUUUAGAGUAGGAUGGUGGUGAGAUCCCAGGACCAAGAACAUCCACUAGCUUACUGAGAGAGACCGGAAACACAAUCCACACUGUACACCGCAUACACCCGCCGCCCAGCUGCACCUGACGCCGGAGAGCGCCGCCGAUGGGGGAGGAGUGGUAUUAUCCAGCUAACUUGCCUACUAUUAAUUCCACUGUCUCGGUUCUCCCAAUCAUCCACAGGCCGCGGCCUCAUUCUGUGUCUGUGUUAGUGAGAAAACACCGAUCGUGUCUGUUGAAGCCUCCAUCAGCCCCCGACAUCCGUCCAACAGCACAUCUCCUCUGUGACCUUUCCUGGCAAAUCUUAAAGGGCUUUGCAUGGUUAAACACAAAGACCGACUCCUCCGUGACUUCUGUUGUGCAACACAACGCCACCAACAAGCGAUGAACCAGGAUGAGCCUGUAACAACUUUAUAAAUAUAUAAAUAAAUGAAUAAAAACCAACCAUUUGUAUACCCCCGUCCUACUCAUACUCUGAUCUCAAUGAGAGAAACUGAAAUGGAUGUUAUCAGCACUUCUAUUCGGUGCCUCCUUCCAUUUCUGAAGACGAAGUGGUUUUGUGGGUUACAAAGCACAAUCAAUAAAAAGAUAUUCUGUUCUGUUUUUGAUUCUGUUUCUGAGUUUGAAUAGUGACGGCUAGCUUGUUUUGUUCUUAAAGCAACGAUGGGUUUUUUUGCUUCCAGUAGACGAUUGUAAAUAAGCUAUUUUAGAAGCAGUACCAUGGACAAGUCUGCACUGGAUGGACUUUGUAUUAGACUGUCUGUUUUCAAUAGAUUCUUAAAAAAAAAAAACAACUAUAAAUCAUCACUGUUUCGUGAGUUCAGAAUAGAAACCCACUUAACCAAGUAUUUGACAGGAUAAAUUAAUACUAUACUGUGUGUGUCUUUGAAAACUGUUUGUACGAACCAAAAAGUGAAUGAAUGUGUCGUUGAUAACAGAUAUACCACUGUUCAUAUUUGGAUGUAGACUGUGUUCCAUCGACAUCAGAGGAGUCGAGCAUCAUGGAAAUGGAUUAUAAUUCUUGUCAAAGUAGGGUCAAAUAAACCAUCCAUAUUUUUCUAAACAGUCAAGA